UGUGGCUCGAUAAUUCGUGUGCAACUGGGUUUUAUACGAUUGCCUUCUACCGUUUUGUGCAGACGCCGAUCGAUAUGUCGCACAAUUCUCUGGGAUCGGGGGAAUUUUGUCCUGUCCUCUGAACCACCUUGUGUAUGUACUGACAGCUCGGCGUUUUAAUGUAAAUAGGGCGUUCAUUUUGUUUUAUUUAUCGGCUGGUGUGCAGUUCCUUUGAAUCAUAACAACAUUUCUUUGUCACUUGUUGUGUUGCAACAGCAUCGGAAUAAUCAACAUGUCCUUGCCGGAUUACGAUAAAAUUAGAGUCGUUGGCAAAGGGAGUUACGGUGAAGUGUGGCUUGUGAAACACAAAAAGGACAGAAAACAGUAUGUUUUGAAAAAGAUGGAUUUACAAAAUGCCUCAAAGCGUGAGAGAAAAGCAGCCGAAUUAGAAGCUAAACUUUUAUCCAAACUGAGACACCCUAAUAUAGUGAGUUACAAAGACUCGUUUGAGACUGAGCAGGGAUUUCUGUUUAUUGCUAUGGGAUUUUGUGAUGGAGGUGAUCUCUAUACGCGGUUAAAGGAACAGAAAGGGAAAGCACUGGAUGAAAAGCAAAUAGUGGAAUGGUUUGUACAGAUUGCAAUGGCGUUACAGUAUAUGCAUGAAAGGAAUAUACUUCAUAGAGAUUUAAAAACACAGAAUAUUUUUCUGACGAAGAGCAAGAUAAUCAAGGUUGGAGAUUUAGGAAUAGCCCGAGUACUAGACGGACACAAUGACAUGGCCACAACUCUCAUAGGCACUCCGUAUUAUAUGAGUCCUGAACUUUUUUCCAAUAAACCCUACAAUCAUAAGUCUGAUGUCUGGGCAUUAGGAUGCUGCGUAUACGAGAUGUCAACAUUAAAACAUGCGUUCAACGCCAGAGAUAUGAAUUCCUUAGUUUACAAAAUACUCAGAGGAAAGAUGCCUCUUAUGCCAAGGAUGUACAGUCUGGAUCUGACAGAUCUUAUCAAAGCAAUGUUAAACCAAAGUCCGGAGAAAAGACCCAGCGUGUCCAGAAUACUUCGCAACCCAUUUAUCAAAAAACACAUUGCACUGUUUUUAGAAGGGACAAGGCAAAGGCGACCGAGUUCCUCAAGCUCGGAAAAGAGGCCGUAUUCGGGAAGUGGAGACAGGCAACGACCAUCGUCUGCCCGUUCUGAUGUCUAUGAAUUGCCUGUAGAACAGAAAAUAGAAGUUACGAAACCAUCGGAACCAGGGGAUGAAAAGCUUGACCUCUCACCUGACCUGGAGGCUAUUCCUGAAGUUUCAAAUACAAAGGAAAGGGAGGCCUGCAAGACCGAUAGUCCUAAAAACACUUCUAAGGAACAACAGGUGAAAGUGGAGCAACCGUCCAAAGUCUCCAAAGAACCUUCAAAAGAAGUCAGGUCCAAAUCAUCGCAACCCAGAAUAUCCCAACCCAGGGCCAAGACUGAUCAACCAAGCAGACCCGCUGUUGAAGCUAAAAAGGGGUCUAAAGAAGUAGCGAGAAGGAAGAUCAAAUCAGCCAGAGAGGGCUCCGGAUCAUCUGGUUCAUCAGGAAGCGCAAUACCAAUUGAACGGCCGAGAGCCAAUAAAGCCCGCCCCUUGCCACCUCCUCCAUCGGAAUCCAAAGGUCAAGGUCCAACGCAGAGUUCAUCUUCGUCAGCAGCCAAGACCCGACCUACCUCAGCUUCAAACAAAAACAGAGGCACGUCUUCCAAUUCAAGCUCAGUAUCAAGUUCUAAAGACAAUUCCCAUACCUCAGCACAACAGUUGAGGAAGUCCUGUAACUCUUCUGCUCGGGAAAGAAGAAGACUGAGAGAAUCUCAGGAAAGAGGCGGAACACCGCGAGGCUUACCAGCUGUAGUUGAAAGACGUAGAGCCUCUGAAACGUGUAGUUCCACGGAUACUAUUGAUGGUGUUACUCCCAAGUCUACAAAAGAACCUCUCUCUAGAGCCAAGUCUAAUCCAGAACCAAGCUCAACCAAGAAAAAAGUAAAUAUUGUAGAAAGUAAACCUGAAAAAGAAGAUUCACAAGAAGGUAGUGUAACCAAUGGCGACAAGGAUUCGGAUGAUUCUAGCAGCAACCAGUCGAGGAAACAAUCAGAGACAUCACAACAAGGAGAAAGUUCAUCGUCAACUGAGGAAUUAGAGGAGGAGUCCACUACAGGAAACAAAAAGGAGGAGAAAGAAAUGAAGAGGUUUUCUAAAAUGCUUGAAACGACGCUAAAGAUGGAGGAUAUGCAAACCCUUGAAGAUUUAUCAGAUAAGGACUCACCAGAUGGAACACUGAUAACACCAAUUGAUGUGGCGCCUACGCCUGAGGUCGCUGUGACACCCCCUGAAUACAUGCCUCCUCCUGCUCCGGUGGCAAAAGUUAAUAACCUUAAGAAUGGUGAGGACUAUCUUGAAAUAGAGGCCGCAGCUCCCAGAGCUCCAAAAGGGGUUGGUAAUUUAACACUGACCACCUGUGGAAGAUUAAUGGAUAGAAUCGGACUUCUGAGGAAAGAUAUACUCAAGGGAAUCGGUGUGGAAAUGUUACAAAGGGCGUACGAGAUCCUGGAAGACGUGGAUGGCGAAGAAGUUGAGCCUCGACUUGUGGAUUUGAUGGGUAAGGAGAAAUUUGAUGUAUACGCCGGCAAAAUAUGGCAGUUGAAGUUCUGUGAAGAAACGGUAUUUGGUUGAAAUCCAGAAGUUGCCAAACUGCUUAGUCCACGAUAUAUGCAGUAAUCACAGCAAUGUCCAAAUGCUUGUCAUUUAUUCAAUAUUCACAUUCAUGAUUCUAAUUUCUAAGUAAUAUACAACAGGUCACAGAUGAAUGAAGGGAAUGAUGAUUAUAACGUAUGUGUAUAUUUUGUUAAUUGUUUUUUAAUUAAAAGUUUUAAAUAAGAGUAUGUAUUUCAAACCAUUGAAUGUAUAUAUACCAGGUAUAUGAUAUAUAUAUGUAUGUAUAUCUGUUGAUAUUAAAGCGAAUGCUAAGUCUUUUUUAAAUCCAUAAUUACGGCGUGAAUUUACAAAAGUGCCAUCCAGUGCAUUACUUUUAGGUUUUCACAUUUAUUCUAUGUUUCAAUAUUAUUAUCAUUAUUAGGAAUUAUUACUUGUAGUGAAAAAAAAACUUCCAUUAUCACCUUAUCCGCACCCCUUCCCUCCUGAGACGCGAGUAUACCGUGCAUAUAAAUUACAAGCAAUCACUUUCUGAGUCUGACAGAUGGGAAAAUCAUAAUCUGAUUUCCAUGGUGAUUGGUUGCCUAGGUACGUGUGCAAGUUACAGCAGUCUAACACGUUGGCAAAUAGAUCACCACAAUUGUAACUUCAAUGGCGGUGUUUUUUGUUGUCAGGGUGUUAAUGACGACUGACCUUGAAAUUAUUAUAUUAUGACAAAUAUCAAAAAUAAAUAAUGAUUAUGUAUGUACUUUAUGAUGAAUAUCUCUUCUACAGUUUCCAUGAACACAUAUUAUUAUAAUUAUAAUUUAGUAUUCAAUUGGUAAUAACCCGACUGUGAAAACUAUGGCUUCCCUCAAAUUUGGACUAAUGUUCUAUUAUCACUUUUAAAGUCUUGUAUGUUAUAUUAAACAUGAAAGAUGUAUAAUAAUGUGUUUAUACAGUGGGUCAGUCAGUGGGGCAGUGGGUCACAACACUUCACUCACACUAUAUCUCUUCAAUCAGUAUUACUAGGCCAACA
This is a messenger RNA of Saccoglossus kowalevskii, 3677 nucleotides long. RefSeq lists its product as uncharacterized. Gene Ontology annotation, biological process: protein phosphorylation. NCBI's taxonomy places the organism in Eukaryota, Metazoa, Hemichordata, Enteropneusta, Harrimaniidae. The record is from RefSeq and is a predicted model, not a curated record. Gene Ontology annotation, molecular function: ATP binding; protein kinase activity.